CACACCGCCCGCAUGCUGGUACGAAGUAAAUUGCCGUUAUAAUUGCCAUUAUUUAAUUUAUACACGCGCGUGAUGUAUAUUUCUUUUGAUUGAAGACGCGUUGAAAAUAAAGUGAUUAUAUUGAAAAAUAUACAGCUGUGCAUUAUAAAAACAUUGCCACUCAAAAUGGCUUGCAGUAUUGCUCCUUCGGCUGCAAUGGAGCCAAAAACUGUGGAGUGGGCGAGAAUAAGAUAUUUGGAAGGAGAAUUUCUCGAUAAGAUUGAAACAAUCUCAGUUCGUAGAUUGAGAAAAACAUUUGUUUCUACAACAUUUGAUAAGUCAAAAAAAUAUUUCAUGGAUGAUUCAACAAAAGUGCAGAUUUUACACUUGGCCACGACCCUUGAAGAAAUGGAGGAAAAAAUACAAAAAAGUGCAAGAACUCGAAAGAUUCCAGUGAACCAAUUAACUACCGAAAGUGAAGCAGAUCCAAAACCUUCUACAAGUGGUAGCAAGUCUAGCAAAUUCAUCCAGUCUUCAGCUAAUGGUCGUGCUAGCCAAGAAAAAAGAGAUUACGAUUUUGCUAAAUUGAUCAAUAUGAAAGUUGAAAAUAUUCAAGCCAUGAGAGAGAAAAUAAAGGCUAAAGCUAAUCAGAAGAAACAAAGUUCCGUAAUAGAUGAAAAGACAGAUGACGAAAGCAUGAUUAAAAAGAUGGAUAACAAAAUAAAAAAGAGACCGUUAAGUACAACAGUUUAUUCUGAAUCAGCAACUUGUAGUAGCGAUCCGAAAAUGUCCAGAUUUAGUGAAUCAGAUGGAAAAGGCAAAAAUACAGAAUUAGAUAUGGAUAAUACCAAUAACAAUCAGUCUGAGAACAAUAUAUCUGUCAAUUUUGACUCCACCAAAAGUGCAAAUGGCAGAGUUGAGGAGUCAUCAACUAGCAAUGACAAGACAAUGAUAGAACUGACGAAUAAAAUAGAAAAUCAGCAGAAGAAAUGGAAAGAAUUAAAAGAGAAAUAUGAUAAAGUUAAAAAAGAAAAAGAGAAAUUCAAAAAGAAAUAUGAUGCUUUAACUGAAGAUUAUGCCAAUCUUUUGAAAAAUAAACAAGAGACGGAUGCUUUGAAUCAUAACUUGCAAACAGUUGUUAUUGACUAUUUCGAAGAACAGAAAAUUGUAGAAAAGCAAAUAAAAGAUUCUGCUGUCAAUCCUACAAUUGACCCUUACAAUCUUCCUAUUGGACAUAAGUAUCAAAAUGGUGAUAUUCACCUUGGCAACGGCUUCAGGCAUCCUCAAGAAGUCAUGACAAAUGUUUUGUGUUCUUCAAUAAAACCUGGACAACUUGUGGGAAAUUUGUUAUUCUCCGUUUUCGGCGAAAAAACUCUUUUAGAAAGCACGAGAACUGGCAACAAUAGUAAUAAGAGUGCCAAAGAAAAAUUAGGCAAACAAUUCAAGCCUUUGGAAAAAGGCAAACUUCUAGCAGUAAAAAGCUAUUUUGGCCAUUGGCUGAAAACCUCCUAUUUGGAGUUUCUGGACGAUCAAGAAAGAAAGAUUUUCGAUGCAUCUAAAGAAUUCAUGAAAUUUAAUAGUUACGUGAUGACAAAAAUUUCAAACUUAAAAAGAGUCAGAGAGGAAUCUAAAAAAGAUUUAAAAAAGAAAAGAGAUAAAAGUAAGUCACCAGAAGUGGAUCAGCACGAGAAUACCACUGACAGUACGGCCCUGAAUCGAAUAGAUUCUUUGCUUUUCGUUGAGGAAAAGAACGAUGCAGAUACCGGUUCUGAAGUGAGCGUGUCAGAGUUAUUUUCUGAAUACGAGGAAGACGAUGACUCCUUGGAAACAGAACAAUCUGACAAAUAA
Molecule: messenger RNA, 1827 nt
Organism: Phymastichus coffea
Lineage: Eukaryota; Metazoa; Arthropoda; Insecta; Hymenoptera; Eulophidae
Product: DNA ligase 1-like
Exons: 9
Coding region: 166-1827 (553 amino acids)
Source: RefSeq, a predicted model, not a curated record